GGUCUGAGGUAUUACUUCUAAUCCAAUAAUAAGCACUGGCAAAUGAAGAAAGACAAAAAUGAUUAAAAAUACUGUCAAUAUAGAACGUGAUAUUGAAAUGACCAUGGAAUUGAUGUGUUUUGUGUAAUGGUAUAAGUUAAUCCCUUGAUAUCAGUAAAUAUAUAAUGGUCAACCGUAGAGAUGGAUGAUAAUUAACGAGUGUCUAUCUAUAUCAAGGAUAUCUAAUGUCAUACCGUGAACUCUUAAUAUCAAGGAUAUCUAAGGUGUCACACAGUGUGCAGUUAUACGGCCAGGUUUAGUCAUAAGUGAUUUAAGAUUCCAUUAUAACUGGUACCUUUCUAUAUCAAGGAAAUCUAAGAUGUCAUACUGUGUAUCGUUGUAUGGCCACUUUUAGUCAUAAGUGAUUUAGGAUUUCUGAAAAUUGGUGCGUCCUUAUGUCAAAGAUGUUAGAGAUGUCACCCAGUGCCUAUACAUCUAUGGCCACUUUUAUUCAUAAGUGAUUUUAGAUUCCUGUAGACAUCAUGCCAUGCAAUUGAUAGAACUAUUUUAGGAAUUUAAUGACAAUUUUAUUGUGUUAAAAUGAUUGCUCUGUGUAAUAUUCAGUAGAACAAGAAUAACAUAAAGGAGGAAAAAUAGAUUAAGGUUUUAAAUUGUUUAUGGAAUAACUUGUUGAAACAUGGAAUGUUUAGCGUAUAAUCAACAGAGAUUUGCAUGUGUCAUUCAAAAUAUCAAUAAAGAACUGCACCAUAAAGGUUAUGUAGUGGGAAGUCCUGAAGAUGAAAUUAAGAUUUCAGAGGAUAUGAGUCCUACUACAAAAGUUCAACACCACAACAAACAGAUAUUAACAGAAAUGAGGACACAGAAUUUCGAUGUUAUACGGUUUGCCACUUACAGAACGGCCUGUAAACUCAGAUUUAUACAGAAGAAGACCAGUCUAUCAGUAGUAGAUAUAUGGAACAUUAUAGAAGCUUUCAGAGAGAAUGGACUUAACACUUUAGAACCAGAAUCAGAACUGAAUUCCUCCAGAGUCGAGGCUGUGUUAAACAGUAUAUAUGUCCACCUAAACAAACGAUUGCCGUUAUCACAACAGGUCGACUCUCAUCAAUGUGUACAGAUGUUAUUAAACUGGCUGGUGGGAGCUUUUGACAGUGUUGGAAGAGGAAAGAUAAAAGUGUUCUCUCUGAAGGUUGCCUUAUCUCAUAUGUGUGCUGGAAAAUUGGUGGACAAACUCAGAUAUGUUUUCACACAGAUAUCAGAUUCAAGUGGUUGCCUGAUUCGUAGCCGAUUUAUUGAUUACCUAAAAGAUUUGCUUGCCUUACCCACAGCAGUAUUUGAAGGGCCUUCAUUUGGAUACAACGACACUGCCUGUAGAAGCUGUUUUGACAAUAGAACACAGAUAAACGUAAAUGAUUUUCUCAAUGCAUUAAUGGCUGACCCAGGCCCACAGUGUCUGAUGUGGUUACCAAUUCUAAAUAAAAUGGCUCAUGUUGAAAAUGUCUUUCAUCCUGUACAAUGUGAAGGUUGUCAUAGGGAAUCUUUUAUGGGGUUCAGAUACAAAUGUCAAAGGUGCUAUAAUUAUCAACUAUGUCAAGAUUGUUUCUGGAGAGGUCGAACAUCGGGUAACCAUGGCAAUGAUCAUGAAAUGAAAGAGUAUACUACCUAUAAAUCUCCUGCCAAACAGAUUGGUCAUGCAUUGAAGAAAUCUUUGAAGUGUGUGCCAAAGUCUAAUGCACAUGUUCCACAGUUCCCCAAUACACCAGAGAAGAAAUUAGAUCUGUCAUAUAUUAUACCACCUACACCAGUCCCCGUGAGGAAUGGAUACCAUGAAACAUCCAUCGUUACAAGUCAGUCACCUGAUGUUUUAUCAAUAGACAGUGGCAACAGUCCUCAAAGUCCCAGUAAGCUAACAGAGAGUUUGAAUUCUAUGUGUAUUGAUGAUGAACAUAGACUAAUCGCACGGUAUGCAGCGCGGCUAGCGGCAGAUACAAAAGAUGCUGCAAGAAGUCCAACAGAAAUCAACUUUAGUUUAGAUACCAAUAAGGCACAGAGAGAAUUGAUAAUACAGCUAGAAUCUAAAAAUAGAGAAAUAAUGAGAGAAAUACAACGAUUACGUGCUGAGCAGGAAGCCCACGCUAAGAGUACAGCUGACGCACAGUACAAUCCAACAUUAUUAGCCGAAUUACGUCUUCUAAGGCAGCGAAAAGAUGAAUUGGAAUCCCGUAUGCAGACACUACAGGAAAGUCGCAAAGAAUUGAUGGUCCAAUUAGAGGGCCUAAUGAAACUGCUGAAGACCAAUCCUACCUCUCCACGAUCAACGCUGAAUGGCAGUACACGAUCUCAUGUCAGCCAAUCACAGUCGUUUGCUGGACCAAUCACAAUCAGAUCACAAUCAAUGUCAGAUUGCCCAGGGAACGUUCCAACAUCUCCUGGAAUGGAAUCUUCCACUUUGUCAGGAGUUGGUGGUGAAGUACAGGAAGCCUUCAGUCAGCCGUCGUCUGCUGGUAAUGUCCGUCUACUGAGGAAUGAUCUCCUUUGUGCUGCAGAUUCUGUGACAAGUGCCAUGUCAUCUCUUGUCAAGGAACUUAAUUCUGAACAGAGUUGUAGUGAUGAUGAUGAUGACAAUGGCGAGGCUGAAGCUAAUGUAGAAAUGGCUGAUGCCUAUGUGACGAAGACCCAGGAAGAUAUGGAUAGCUGGCAACAGGAGGUAUUAAAACGUCUUGAUCAGGAACAAGAUUUUAUAGCACAACUGAGAAAACGACGUCAACAUAGUAAUAGCAGCAGUAUUAUUCAAAGUGAUAAUGAAAAUGACAACUCUAUACCAAUGGACAUGACAUCAUCUUACGUUAAGACAGAUGACAGUAGUGUCGUAACAGACAAUGAUAGCUGUACUAAAAGUGAUGGGGAUGAGGAAGAUGAUUCAGAACUCUAUGAUAAUCACCCAAAAGAGCUACCCAAUAGAAUGACAUCAAGUACAUUUUCUACUGAUGAGGAAAGUUUUCUACAAUCAGACGCUGAAUCAUACAUACGAACAGACGAGGAGGACAAUGAUAAUGACUGGGAGGAGUCUAUGAAAAGAUGGGCAAACAGAUGAAACCACAGAUUAUUGUUAAAAUCUUAAAAGUCUGCAUCACACAGUAUGCUGUUAAUGAAAUGGUGUCUUAGUUCUCUACUAGGAUUGAAUAAGAUCUUCACAUAGAGAAAUAUCAUUAUAUGACCUCAAUCAGUCAUUGGAUAGGUUCCACAUACAGAAAAGAUCACCGAUUACUGUUGAUGUAUGGGUGAGGUGGACAACCUGCCCAUGACACUAUAAUAAAGUACCUCGAUAUCUGUGUCAAAUUAUCAUAGCUACUAUCAUAUAGAAUUCUGGUAGAGUCGGUAUGAAAUUUUUAUGUUUUUUUAUGCUAA
Mytilus trossulus (common blue mussel) is the source of this 3405-nucleotide messenger RNA. Its product is annotated as dystrobrevin beta-like. Gene Ontology annotation, biological process: synaptic signaling. Gene Ontology annotation, cellular component: synapse; plasma membrane. NCBI's taxonomy places the organism in Eukaryota, Metazoa, Mollusca, Bivalvia, Mytilida, Mytilidae. The record is from RefSeq and is a predicted model, not a curated record. The transcript has 18 exons. Bases 677 to 3091 code for a protein of 804 amino acids. Gene Ontology annotation, molecular function: zinc ion binding.